This is a messenger RNA of Metarhizium album ARSEF 1941, 1188 nucleotides long. RefSeq lists its product as uncharacterized. NCBI's taxonomy places the organism in Eukaryota, Fungi, Ascomycota, Sordariomycetes, Hypocreales, Clavicipitaceae. The record is from RefSeq and is a predicted model, not a curated record. The transcript is spliced from 4 exons. Bases 1 to 1188 code for a protein of 395 amino acids.
AUGGGCCUCGACGUCGAGGCAGACGGGCUCGCGGCCCUGAGCGGCACCUUCCUGGUCCUGGCCGCCGGGAGCGUCGUGUUGCGCUUCGUAGCUCGCUCCAGGCAAAAGGCUCGAGUCUGGAUGGACGACCAUACCAUGGCACUGGCGUGGGUUGGGUUCGUCGGCCUCACGGCCCUUUCGUUCUUCGGUCAGUCAGCACCCACGCCGCGCUCUGAGGUGAUGCUCAACUCGGACUUGGGCCGCCGGCUAACCGUGACGACGGCUCAUGUAGGCAUAGCAAAGGGGUUUCUGGGCUACGAGAUGCCGCGAGACAGGGCCUCCGUCGAGGCCGUGGCCUUGACGCAGGCGCGCACCCUCAUCGCCUUUGCCGUGCUGACGGCCACGACGUUUGGCCUGACCAAGCUCAGCGCGCUCUUCUUCUACCGGCGCAUCUUCUGCGUCGGGCCCCGCGGCGACGCCUUCGACUUCGUCACCGCCGUCUUCGUCUUCCUCGUCUCGGCGUGGACCGUGACCUUUAUUGUCGUGCCCCUGAAUCUCUGCGGGCCCCUCAGGAGCAUCGAGUGGGAUAUCCGCCAUGCGUCGCGGUGCGACCACUACGCUUACUUCAAGGGCAUUUCCGUCUCCGACUUUAUCCUGGACGUGGCCGUUCUCGUCCUGCCACUCCCCAAGAUCUGGUCUCUCAACAUGACUACCGUCCGCAAGAUUGCAGUCUCCGGCUUGGGCGCAAGCACAACCCGGCUGGUCAUCAUGAUGCGCAUCGUCCACAGAGGCAGAGCCGGGAACGCCAGAGAUACCUACCAGGGCAACACCCGGAUCGUGUACUACGGCAUCCUCGAAGCCGCGUUCAACAUCGUCGCCAUCAACGGCCCGUCGCUGUGGUACCUCGUCGCGGGCAUCCCCCCGGAUCGUGUGCUGCACAGCAUCCGCACCUUUGUGUCCCUCGGGUCCAGCCACCGGCCCGGUUCGUCCAAGAGCUCCGUGGACGGCGUCACGCGCCACGUCUCUCCGGGCCGCAAACUUGACGACGCCGACUCGUCGCCGUCGAGUCCCACCAAGGGUAGCUGCGUCGAGACGUAUGCCAUGGCGGAUGUGAAUGCCGUGCAUGCCGCGAGGGGCAGCCAAGGCGGCAUCGUUGUCGGCCACGAGUUCAAGCGUGAAAUCGAGCAGCGCCACACUCCCAUGCAGUGA